Oncorhynchus mykiss (rainbow trout) is the source of this 11908-nucleotide messenger RNA. The record is from RefSeq and is a predicted model, not a curated record. NCBI's taxonomy places the organism in Eukaryota, Metazoa, Chordata, Actinopteri, Salmoniformes, Salmonidae.
AACGGGUCUGGGAUAAAGCGCAAGUGUAUUUAUUUCGUUGGAUGCGUAUUGUUUUUGGUCGACCCGAGACACACUAUUCAUUUCUUAUACGACAGAAGGGAAAAUAAUUCAACACAAAUGGCGAAUAAAUUGUCGUUAAAAUUGUAGGUUUAUUUUGAUAGAAAAACAGUGUCCAGCUCAGUAAGCGUUUGACAACAAUCGUCGUGUGAUCCUGCCCAUGGUUGAUGAUGGAGGAGACAGGUCCUCGCAUAGCAGACUACUUUGUGGUAGCAGGGCUCACUGACUCCUCCAAGCCCUUAGAGGAGGAACUGCAGCUGGACGAUGUUCCUGGUCGCUCUCCCCGCUCGGCCCCUGGUGGCCGGCCCCUGGCCCCCAUCACAGACGUAGCUGUGGUUAUAUGCUCACUGGGGGAAGCGGUUCCUCAGGGUUACACCUGCCUCGAGUCCACCCCGUCUGGUCUGUCUGCAGAGCUGAACGGAGCCAGUCUCAGAGGGCCUCAGAUCUACCUCUGCUACAAGAGAGGCCGAGAUAAGCCUCCUCUCACUGACCUGGGGGUUCUGUAUGAGUGGAAGGAGAAGCUGAAGCCUGGCUGUCACAUCGUCCAAACCACUCCCUCUGGUCGUCCUGCCAACAUCAGUAGCUCCUCCUCCCAGCGCAUCUACAUCACCUAUCGCCGCUCCCCGCAGAGCCAGCCUCACACGUCAUUGGCUGUCACAGAUGUCUGCAUCAUCAUCCCGGGCAAAGGGGAGACGCCCCCUCACACCUUCUGCAAGGUGGACAAGAACCUCAACAGUAGUAUGUGGGGAUCCUCGGUGUACCUGUGUUACAAGAAGUCACUGGCUAAAACCAACACAAUCGCAUACAACGCAGGUCUGUUGUGUAGGUACCCAGAGGAGGACGAUGAGUCUUUUCCCCUGCCGGAGUCUGUUCCUCUGUUCUGUCUGCCCAUGGGAGCUAGCAUUGAGUUCUGGCCAGCUCACACCAAACACUCCCUGCCUGUCUUCUCUACUUUUGUACUGACUGGGGCCUCUGGAGACAAGGUGUAUGGAGCUGCCAUCCAGUUCUAUGAGCCGUACCCGGAGGACCAGCUGAGUGACAGACAGCGUUCUCUGCUGGGGCUACCGAGCACAUGCAGUAGCAGCGAGGGGACAAAGAGCGUUCACGCUAACAAGAGUAUCUGUUUGCUGUCACACUGGCCGUUCUUUGACUCAUUCAGGAACUUCCUGACGUUUCUCUACAGAUACUCCAUCUCUGGACCACACGCUCUGCCCAUAGAGAAGCACAUCUCCCACUUCAUGCACAAAGUCCCGUUCCCCUCGUCACAGAGACCACGCAUCCUGCUACAGCUGUCUCCACAUGAUAGUCUGAUGCUGAGCCAGCCUGUCUCCUCCCCUCUGCCUCUCAGUGGUGGUCGUCUCUCCACUCUGCUCCUUAACCUGGGCCCUAAGAACGCGACCACUCUGCUGGUGCUGGCCGUAACAGAACACAAGAUCCUGGUCCACUCUCUCAGACCGGCCGUACUGACCAGUGUGACGGAGGCCCUGGUGUCGAUGAUCUUCCCCUUCCACUGGCCGUGCCCCUACAUCCCUCUGUGCCCUCUGGCCCUGGCAGAUGUUCUCUCUGCCCCUUGCCCCUUCAUCGUGGGCGUCGACUCACGUUACUUUGACCUCUACGUGCCUCCGCCCGACGUCUGCUGUGUCGACCUGGACACCAACAACAUAUUACAUAAGGAGGAGAAGAGGGCCCUAACAUGGAAGAUACUACCACAGAAAGCCUGCAAACAUCUCCUCAAUACCCUGGGUAGACUGUACCAACAGCUGACUGAAGGUGGCCAAGUCAGCGGCGAGGAUGGUCAGAUGGAGCCCACUGCGAUUGACCCAGACCUGGCGAGCGGAGGGAAGAGCCUCCACACGCUAGAGAUGCAGAUCCAGGAAGCCUUCCUUAGGUUCAUGGCGGCCAUAUUGAAAGGGUACCGCUCUUACCUCCUCCCCAUCACGCAGGCCCCCUCCGAAAGGACCACGGACGCAAGCUCGCUGUUCGACUUGCAAGGGUUCUUGAAGAGCCGGGAUCGUUCCCACCAGAAGUUCUACUCCCAGAUGAUCAAGACCCAGAUGUUUAUCCGGUUCAUCGAGGAAUGUUCCUUUGUCAGCGAUAAAGACGCCAGUCUGGCCUUCUUCGACGAGUGUGUUGAUAAGAUUUACAGCAAUGGAAGCAAGAUUCAGAUGGACAGUGAUGGACCAGAAGACACCAGGUUGAUAGAGCUGGACGAGUCCCAUCGCAGUGAACACACAGUCUACAUCAACCCUCCUGAACUAAGACUGUUGGCUCAGGGAGAGGAGCACCCACUCUGCUAUAGCUACUCAGGGUUUCCGGUGCUGAGUCGUGAUUUGUUGGAGCUCCAGGAUGGACCUCGCCCCUCCUCAGCCAGCCUGACACAGAGACACACCAGUCCAGCCAGCCCUGCUGCCAUCUUUAGGCGCUCCAAACAGGAGAUUCGCUCGGCCCAGCGGAUGGCUAAAACCCACGCCUCCGUACCCCAGAUGUGGUCUAAGUGUCUGCUGCGUCACUGUUACGGCCUGUGGUUCAUAUGCCUACCAGCUUACGCCAGCGCAUGCCACUCCAAAGUGCGGGCACUACGCAUGGCCUACGACAUCCUGAGGAAGAUGCAGGACAAGAAGCUACAGGCACCUGAUGAGGUGUGUUACCGGGUGUUAAUGCAACUAUGUGGACAGUACAGCCAACCAGUCCUGGCGGUCAGAGUUCUGUUUGAGAUGAAGAAGGCUGGAGUUCAUCCCAACGCCAUCACCUACGGUUACUACAACAAGGCGGUGUUGGAGAGCACGUGGCCGUCCACAGGAAGUAGAGGAGGCUACUUCCUGUGGGCCAAGCUGAGGAACGUGGUCCUGGGGGUAGGACGGUUCAAACAGACGGUCCAGAACCACAACCAGAACCAAACCCAGAGUAGAGACACACAGCUAUCAGACUACAGUGAUCUGGACACAGUCAGUCAUGGCAGUGAAGACAGUACUAACGACUCAGUUGAGCGGGUCUCAAUCGAUACAGACUUCACUAAGAUGGACUCCAGUGAUGAUGGAUCCAGCACAGGGGGCCAAUCAGACCAAGGCUAUGACUCUCUAUCUAAGGAGGAGGAGAGGAUGGUGGGAAGGGACAGCGACAGAACACCACUAGCGCAGGAGAAGUCAGAGAGGGAGUCUUGUCCUCUGACUAGACAGGACCACACCACCAGCCCUGGUGACUCCAAAACUCCCUGUGGUACCAGACCAAAGAACCGGAGGCUGAGGCCCAACUCCCUGGACCUGACCGGAGGACAGGGGACUCUCAGGACCAUCACACUCAACUUCACCUCCACCACCAUGCAGGUCCGAGGCCCUGCUCCAAAACGCCCCCCGCCUCCGAACUGCAAACCUGGGAAGGCUGAGGCCAGUCAGGCGGUGCCUACCCAGAACCAGAAGAGAUUGGAUGGGGGAGAGGGGGAGGAAGUAGAAGGCAGUAAGGACAGACAGACACCUGCCAAAGAGGUGGAAAGGAGGAGUGUGAACAUCAGUGUUGGAGACACUGAAAGGCCUGUAACCCACAGUGUUAGUGGAGAUGGGGUUGUAACCCACAGUGUUAGUGGAGAUGGGGUUGUAACCCACAGUGUUAGUGGAGAUGGGGUUGUAACCCACAGUGUUAGUGGAGAUGGAGAUGGGGUUGUAACCCACAGUGUUAGUGGAGAUGGGGUUGUAACCCACAGUGUUAGUGGAGAUGGAGAUGGGGUUGUAACCCACAGUGUUAGUGGAGAUGGGGUUGUAACCCACAGUGUUAGUGGAGAUGGGGUUGUAACCCACAGUGUUAGUGGAGAUGGGGUUGUAACCCACAGUGUUAGUGGAGAUGGGGUUGUAACCCACAGUGUUAGUGGAGAUGGGGUUGUAACCCACAGUGUUAGUGGAGAUGGGGUUGUAACCCACAGUGUUAGUGGAGAUGGAGACGGGGUUGUAACCCACAGUGUUAGUGGAGAUGGGGCAGUAACCCACAGUGUUAGUGGAGAUGGGGUUGUAACCCACAGUGUUAGUGGAGAUGGGGUUGUAACCCACAGUGUUAGUGGAGAUGGAGACGGGGUUGUAACCCACAGUGUUAGUGGAGAUGGGGCAGUAACCCACAGUGUUAGUGGAGAUGGGGUUGUAACCCACAGUGUUAGUGGAGAUGGGGUUGUAACCCACAGUGUUAGUGGAGAUGGGGUUGUAACCCACAGUGUUAGUGGAGAUGGGGACGGGGUUGUAACCCACAGUGUUAGUGGAGAUGGGGUUGUAACCCACAGUGUUAGUGGAGAUGGGGCUGUAACCCACAGUGUUAGUGGAGAUGGGGACGGGGUUGUAACCCACAGUGUUAGUGGAGAUGGGGUUGUAACCCACAGUGUUAGUGGAGAUGGGGCAGUAACCCACAGUGUUAGUGGAGAUGGGGUUGUAACCCACAGUGUUAGUGGAGAUGGGGUUGUAACCCACAGUGUUAGUGGAGAUGGGGUUGUAACCCACAGUGUUAGUGGAGAUGGGGCUGUAACCCACAGUGUUAGUGGAGAUGGGGUUGUAACCCACAGUGUUAGUGGAGAUGGAGAUGGGGCUGUAACCCACAGUGUUAGUGGAGAUGGUGUUGUAACCCACAGUGUUAGUGGAGAUGGGGUUGUAACCCACAGUGUUAGUGGAGAUGGGAUUGUAACCCACAGUGUUAGUGGAGAUGGGGUUGUAACCCACAGUGUUAGUGGAGAUGGGAUUGUAACCCACAGUGUUAGUGGAGAUGGGAUUGUAACCCACAGUGUUAGUGGAGACGGGGUUGUAACCCACAGUGUUAGUGGAGAUGGAGACGGGCCUGCAGAUUGCAGUGUCUCCAAACAGAACAGUGUAAGAAACAGCAGUGAAACCGUGGGCGGAGCCGUGAAGAGGACAAGUAUCGUUGAGACUGGCUUCGACCCUCUGUCCAUUAUAGCAGCUGAGAUGGAGACAGAGGGUGAUGGGGACAGUAGCAGUACCUCCACAGCCCGCCGGGACCUGGCAGAAGAGAUAGAGAUGUACAUGAAGGUUCUGAGCCCUCUGAGCAGCAGGACCGCCAGCGUGGACCUUCAGAACCCAUCCAGCCCGCUACUCCACGCCACCUCCACCCCAUCUGAACACUCCUCCCGCCGACCUCGGCCCCUCAGCCUGACCCACUCCCCCUGUACCUCCCCCCGACCACCUCCUCCCUUGCUUCGUGCCAACUCACACCUCCCCCUCUCCAGGCCCAAAGAACGUCUCCGUCCCUCCUCCCUGGUCUCCCCCUCCUCCCCAACUCUCAGUCUGGACAUGUUUAAGAGCAGCUUCCUGUCAGCAGGGAAGGGGGUGGCUGAGAAGGCCAGCAGGCUCUACUCCCGCCUGUCAUCACAGACAUCACUCUCACAGGAUGUGAACUGCGACCAGAUCAGCGUGUCAUCAAUGACCUCAGUGGACCCAGAAUGCACCUCUCUGUUGGAGGAGGGCUCUGUCCUGGACCCUGAAGGUUUCACCUCCUCCUACGCCUCGCCCCAGCACGACAGCAUCGCGUGCCUGAGGAGGAGCCCAGCCAGGGGACGCCUCGUCUCUCAGAGCCCCACCUCGCCCUGCAAGGUGUUCCGCCACAACUCCUUCUCUAGUGGUUUGGCUCCUCCAUCUAGAGGUCCCCAGACUCCAGACUCUUCUCCUGAUGCCUCCCGCUUCUACCUCCGUCACCACUACACUACUGAGGUGUUGAUGUCUAGCUGCUGUCGCUGUCAGACAUGUGACUGUCUGGUGUAUGAUGAAGAGAUCAUGGCAGGAUGGACGGCUGAUGACUCCAACCUCAACACCACCUGUCCCUUCUGUGGCUCUUCCUUCCUGCCCUUCCUUACUGUACACAUCAGGGACCUGAGACACAGGACCAGUGACGAGAGUCACCAACCUUUAGGAGAGGACACGGCUGCCUCAGCCAACCCUGAGACUGCAGCUGGAGCACUGACACCCCAGUCAACCACAGCUCCAGCAGCAGAGCAACAGGACACUGAGGGUGUAGCUGGGUGUCCACAGGACCCUGUCCCAGGCACAACUUCAGAUCCAAUCUCAGCCCCAUCUCCAACCUCAGCCCCACCUCCAACCUCUCCCCCACCUCCAGCCUCUCCCCCAUCCCCUGCCUCAACUACAACUCGUAGUUCCCCAGUGAGUAGUUCUCCAACCCCAACCCCAUCCCCAUCUCCCCCAGCCCCGGUGACGGUUCCCUACCUGAGUCCCUUGGUUCUGUGGAAAGAGCUAGAGUCUCUGCUGGGUAAUGAGGGGGACCAGGUGAUCAGUUCUCCCAGCAUCGUGGACCAGCACCCUAUCGUAUUCUGGAACCUGGUGUGGUGCUACCGCAGACUGGAACUCCCCUCUCAUCUGCCCGGUCUCAUACUGACCUCACAGCACUGCAGCCAGGGACACGUAUCGCAGGUCCCAGCCCAGAGCGUGUCUUCAGAGGACAGUAAACAUGUCCUGGUUCGCAUCCUGUGGGACAACCCGUCACUCCACCAGGACUCUGUCCAGGCCCUAUACAUGCUCUGGCACGCACACUUCUCUCUCCCCUCAGCCAGUGGAACGGUGUAUGAGGAGGGCCAGCCCCAGGACCAUCUCUUCUCCUCUGAGGUCCUACAGGUUGCAGUGAGGAACAUCCAGAAGGGGGAUGUCUACCAGCCCAUGAGUCAGAUCCUACAGCUGCUGGGACCAGAGCUGGGCUUCAACAGACAGAGGAGUCUGUACAGAGAUCUCCUCUUCCUGGCGUUGACCGCUCUGGGGAAGAGCAACAUCAAUAUUGAUGCGUUUGAUCGUGAGUACAAGGUUGCUUACGACCGCCUCAGCCCCAGCCAAGUGAAGCUGACACACAACUGUGACCGGCCCCCGGGAGCAGGAGUCAUGGAAUGUAGAAGGAUGUUCGGGAAACCCAUUCUGUGACCCCCCCCCCCCCCCCCAUGGCUGCUAUCCAUCCAUCCCUCCCAAAACAUGACUGCUGCUCACUUACUACCAGCCCCUCUCUCUGUGGCCCCUCUCUCUAGACCCUCUCUCUGGCCCCUCUCUCUGUGGCCCCUCUCUCUGUGGCCCCUCUCUCUGUGGCCCUUCUCUCUGGCCCCUCUCUCCCUCUCUGUGGCCCCUCUCUCUGUGGCCCCUCUCUGUUGGGGUGAACUCCUCAGGGCCAGCCCACCUGACACCCCAGGCAAGGGGAGGAAAGUCAUUGGUACCCAACGUGUACUUAGACACUGAAGCGUAGUGUGGAACAAAUACACAGAAAAGAUCCUAGAAGCUUUCAGAGACGCUCCACACUGUCACAAUAAGACAUUUACAUGUCAGUCAUUUAGCAGGCACUCUUAUCCAGAGACACUUACAGGAGCAAUUAGAGUUAAGUGCCUUGCUCAAGAGCACAUUGAAAGAUGUUUCACUUUAGUCAGCUCCGGGAUUCGAACCUGUGACUUUUUGGUUAAUGGCCCAAUGCUCUGAACCGCUAGGCUACCUGCCUCCCUCACAUGGUAUUCACAUGGUUUGACAUGGUAUUCACGGUAUGACAUGGUAUUACAAUGGGACCACAUAGCUAUUACAUGGUAUCUCAUGGCAUCCCAGUAGAACCUCAUGAUAUCAUGAUACCUCAUGAUAUCACCAUAGGACCUCAUUGUAUCACAGUAGGACCUCAUGGUAUCACAGUAGGACCUCAUGGUAAUAGGACCUCAUGGUAUCACAAUAGGACCUCAUGGUAUCACAAUAGGACCUCAUGGUAUCACAGUAGGAUCUCAUGGUAUCACAGUAGGACCUCAUGGUAUCACAGUAGGACCUCAUGGUAAUAGGACCUCAUGGUAUCACAGUAGGACCUCAUGGUAUCACAGUAGGACCUCAUGGUAUCACAGUAGGACCUCAUGGUAUCACAGUAGGACCUCAUGAUAUCACAGUAGGACCUCAUGGUAAUAGGACCUCAUGGUAUCACAGUAGGACCUCAUGAUAUCACAAUAGGACCUCAUGGUAAUAGGACCUCAUGGUAUCACAGUAGGACCUCAUGGUAUCACAGUAGGACCUCAUGGUAUCACAGUAGGACCUCAUGGUAUCACAGUAGGACCUCAUGAUAUCACAAUAGGACCUCAUGGUAAUAGGACCUCAUGGUAUCAGAAUACGACCUCAUGGUAUCACAAUAGGACCUCAUGGUAUCACAGUAGGACCUCAUGGUAAUAGGACCUCAUGGUAUCAGAAUACGACCUCAUGGUAUCACAAUAGGACCUCAUGGUAAUAGGACCUCAUGGUAUCAGAAUACGACCUCAUGGUAUCACAAUAGGACCUCAUGGUAUCACAGUAGGAUCUCAUGGUAAUAGGACCUCAUGGUAUCGCAAUAGGACCUCAUGGUAAUAGGACUUCAUGGUAAUAGGACCUCAUGGUAAUAGGACCUCAUGGUAAUAGGACCUCAUGGUAAUAGGACCUCAUGGUAAUAGGACCUCAUGGUAUCACAUGUAUUAUUCCUCUGUAUUUUCACUAUUAUUACAUUACUCAAAUGUUUGUAAUAUACCAUGUGAUAUAUUCUAUAUAUUUUAAGACAAUCUGUAUCUGAUGAACUUGUAAGCGUGUAUGUAAACGUUUUGUUUCUGUGUUGUAGUGUGAGCUUCAAGCUUUGUGUGUUUUCUCUACCACAGUCAGGGCUGUUUUCCUGUUGUGAUGAGAGGGUUGUUGGGUGUAAUGUAAACGUCUUUCACACGUGAUUUUAAGCACUUUCCAAAGAGUAACUUACAUUAUCUCUUACAUUAUCUCUUACAUUAUCUGUGACAGUAAUAAUUUGGACCUUUAUUUUUUGUUGUUCAGUUGAACUUUGAUACAUACACAGCUACUAUACUAUGAUCAGGUGUGGGGCCUGACUUCCUGCUCUAUACUAUGAUCAGGUGUGGGGCCUGAUUUCCUGCUCUAUACUAUGAUCAGGUAUGAGGCCUGACUUCCUGCUCUAUACUAUGAUCAGGUAUGGGGCCUGACUUCCUGCUCUAUACUAUGAUCAGGUAUGGGGGCCGACUUCCUGAGGAUGAUGUCAUACUUUCACUUUCAGCUGCUUGUCUCCCCUCUGGCAGGACCAGUCCAAAUAUAACAUGAAGGAUCCAUUGGCCUAGUGUGAGACCAUGAAAACCGUGAGGUAUCAUGGGUAAAUUGUGAAUGACUGAUGUACAAAUAAUAUUGAGUAGUUAUUUAUGAUGCAAGGUGGUUUGUAGAUCAGUCAAGUCUCGCCUUUAAAUUCGGCGGCCGUGUCCAACGGUCCCAUUUUGGUUUUUCUGGGUGGGAACAUACAUAGACCAUGUUAUAUACAUGAUGUAUACAUGAUAGACCAUGUAUGAUUUAGUUGUAUUACCACAGUGAUGAGACUUUUAUCCUGUAACUUUCACGGGAGUGUUUAUUUAUGAAUCCUUUUGUGUCAAAGAAAUACAUUGGAACAACCAAAACAACUGAGCCGCCCCAAAUAUAAAAGGAACAUUGUUAUAAUAUGAUUUGUUGAUAUGUUUUCAUUAAUUACUAAAGCAAUACUCUUUUAUAAGGUAGUUGUUAUUAUAUUGACAUCACAAAUGCAGAAUGUGUGGAUUAAGACGUGUUUUCUAAUUCUUUCAUCAACACACAUACGCAUUACUUUUUGUAAAUAAAUGUAUGGAGCUGUUCUGUUUCUCUGUAUAGUUGUACAGAGUAAAUGGUAUGGUCUGUUUCUCUGUAUAGUUGUAUAGAGUAAAUGGUAUGUUCUGUUUCUCUGUAUAGUUGUACAGAGUAAAUGGUAUGUUCUGUUUCUCUGUAUAGUUGUAUAGAGUAAAUGGUAUGUUCUGUUUCUCUGUAUAGUUGUAUAGAGUAAAUGGUAUGUUCUGUUUCUCUGUAUAGUUGUACAGAGUAAAUGGUAUGUUCUGUUUCUCUGUAUAGUUGUACAGAGUAAAUGGUAUGAUCUGUUUCUCUGUAUAGUUGUACAGAGUAAAUGGUAUGGUCUGUUUCUCUGUAUAGUUGUACAGAGUAAAUGGUAUGGUCUGUUUCUCUGUAUAGUUGUAUAGAGUAAAUGGUAUGUUCUGUUUCUCUGUAUAGUUGUAUAGAGUAAAUGGUAUGGUCUGUUUCUCUGUAUAGUUGUACAGAGUAAAUGGUAUGGUCUGUUUCUCUGUAUAGUUGUAUAGAGUAAAUGGUAUGUUCUGUUUCUCUGUAUAGUUGUACAGAGUAAAUGGUAUGUUCUGUUUCUCUGUAUAGUUGUAUAGAGUAAAUGGUAUGUUCUGUUUUUCUGUAUAGUUGUAUAGAGUAAAUGGUAUGUUCUGUUUCUCUGUAUAGUUGUAUAGAGUAAAUGGUAUGUUCUGUUUCUCUGUAUAGUUGUAUAGAGUAAAUGGUAUGUUCUGUUUCUCCGUAGCUUUAUAGUUGUACAGAGUGAAUGGUAUGUUCUGUUUCUCUGUAUAGUUGUACAGAGUAAAUUAUAUGUUCUGUUUCUAUGUAUAGUUGUAUGGAGUAAAUGUGAUACAGCCUGGGAUUGAACCCGGGUCUGUAGUGACGUCUCUAGCACUGAGAGGCAGUACCAUAGAAUGCUACGUCACCCAGGAGGCUAUAGUGGACUACUCCUGACUGUGAUCCAUAGUCCACUGUUAGGAUAGAAGAUAGAAGAGCUGUGUCACAUGUCAAGGUGUCUGUAUUCUUCUGACUGGGUUUUGAAACUGUCACAAUAUCACCCCCCAUCCAAAAAAAUUUAACUUUUGUAUAUUGUGAAUGAACUGGCUUUAGAGAGAAAGGUUCCGACAUCAUUCCACAACAGAAUGGUUCUAAUUUAGAAUGAUUCCUUUACAUUCCUUCCUAAAGAGCACGUAAAACCAACACAGCACUUGAUGACAGUUUACAGUUGACUAGCUUUAGGCUUUAGGUUGAAGAUUAUUCAACAAAUGUCUUGUUUUGCCAUGUCAGACUGUUAAAAGUAAGUAGAACCCCCCCCUGCCUGUUUACUGCCAAGGAAAAGUACUGUGAUAUUAUAUAUGAACGUCAUUUCACUCAUCAUUACAACCAGACGUAUAGCUCUCUAUUCAUCCUGGAUGGCUGAAACGUUACAGACUGUGCGGUACAAAAUUUAAUUAAAGGUAAUUUCAGAUGGAGACGACAUCUGCAGUGUUUACGGUAAAUGCAGUCUCCGCUAUAACGCGGGAACAUUGCCUUUAAUAAAUUUGAAAUCAAGCCGUAACGUUGCACUUCAGUGAUACGGAUUGCAUAGAGCGCUUCAAUAAUGACUUUGUCUGAUAAAUAUUUGAAUACUAAUCAUAAAAGACCCACUAGUUUAUAAAUGCUAUGAUGGUGUUUCACAGCUUUACAGUUGGAAUUAAAGUUGAGACCCAGCAGGCAUAAUUUGGCGUGAGUACGUCAGAAAAGGAGAUCAGUUUAAAAUAUUUUCUAUCAAUUUUUCUAUCUUCUAUUUACCCUUUUGGAAGAAAUCUGAAUUGAUUUUGUUUUAAAUCUCUCCUUUUUAAUGCUUGAUGUCACAGUAUGAGUGAAAGCUUUGUGUAUAAAAGGUGUACUUUGGUAUGUGGCCAUUACAUAACUCUGUACCAGGGGUCUCCAACCCUGUAGGUUUACACUCCAACCCUGUUCCUGGAGAGAGACCCCCCUGUAGGUUUUAACUACAACCCUAUUCCUGGAGAGAGACCCUCCUGGCCAUUACAUAACUCUGUACCAGGGCCCUCCAACCCUAUUCCUGGAGAUAGACCCUCCUGGCCAUUACAUAACUCUGUACCAGUGUUCUCCACCCCUGUAGGUUUGCACUCUAAUCCUGUAGGUUUACACUCCAACCCUGUUCCUGGAGAGAGACCCUCCUGUAGGUUUUAACUCCAACCCUGUUCCUGGAGAGAGACCCUCCUGUAGGUUAUAGCUCCAACCCUGUUCCUGGAGAGAUA